Molecule: messenger RNA, 1132 nt
Organism: Cuscuta campestris
Lineage: Eukaryota; Viridiplantae; Streptophyta; Magnoliopsida; Solanales; Convolvulaceae
Source: the annotation of a GenBank genome assembly
CCUUAGAUAGGAACCUUUGGAAAACUAGAAUUAGAGUAGCUGGAUAGGAGCUUGGUGUUGUAGAGGUUGUUUUGUAGUGUGUUGUAUUCGUUUGGAAUCUUCUGCUAUUGCUUGUACUUGGUGCUUUAUCUGUGUUAUACUGUGUUCCCUUCCAUAUUUUUGUGCAGGUGGAGCCGGGGGUCUCUUGGAAACAGCCUCCCUACUUCCGAGUAGGGGCAAGGUCUGCGUACACACACCCUCCCCAGACCUUACUGUUGUGGGAUUCACCUGGGUUGUUGUUGUUGUAUGUUAAUGUAAAUAUGUAAUUAGUGUUUUAGAUUGAGAUAAAACAAAGGCAAGUAAAUUUGAGAAGCAGAACGAGAAGGGAUAAAGGAAUGUCAUUUCAGCUCCACUCCGGCCAGUACUACCACUUGCCGUCGCUCCCGAGUCUCGCUUCACUUACAACCUCUUCGAAGCUCUAUCAAUGUCAUGCGGCACCGCCGAGACUCUGGAGCGGUUGCGCGAGAUUGAUGUCUCCCGCUAGCAGAAAGCGGCGACAGAAGUCAUCAGCCAACAGCUCAUUCAACCGCCCUUCGGCAUCAGCUUCCCUUGAUUUGACAGAAGACAAUGUCAAGCAGGUCUUGGUUGAUGCCCGGACAGAGCUUGCUCAACUGUUUGAUACCUCUGUUGGGAUAACAGGCAAAGUAGAACUGGCAGAAGUGGAUGGACCCUACGUGAAGAUCAGUUUAAGUGGCAAGUUUUGGCAUAAGCGUGCCACUGUUUUAGCUAGGAUUGGCAAUUACUUGAAGAAAAAAAUCCCAGAAAUCCUGGAGGUUGAUAUAGAAGAUGAGAAGCAGUUGGAUGACAGCCCUGAAAACUUCUGAGGCAGCACUUGCCCUUGUGAGGGGCAUACUGGCAUCCCACCAAACUGAGACUACCCUACUUGAGCUUCAUAAGCGGCCUUUGAAAAUACUUCAUUGUCAUCUUUACUGUGAAAUUGCAAGUCCACAAGUGAGGGAAAUAUAAGGCAUUCUUCAAACUAUAUUUCUGAAAAAGUAAAAAAAAUAAAUUUGUCUGCUACAGUAUAGACUUAUGCUGUGUGUAUUUAUCUUAGAAAUAUUUGCACUAAAUAUGUCGAAAACUUAACUCAUUU